CCUGUGGAUUAAAGCAGAAUGAAAUAAACGCUGGUGAAUUAAAUGGGAUUCACUCAAAAAUAAAGGGUUAAACAUUUGAUUUACUGUCGAAAUAUUGAACAUCGUCAUCAAUGCUGGCGGACUCAGUGGGUGGCGGUCGUUGUCGGGGAAGGAAGCGGUCAGCAGCAGUGGGCGAGCUGGACUCCAGUGGGCGUGGCCGCAGCAGCACACCUGCCACACAGAUCAGAAGUAAAAACACUGAGGCCGAGGAAGAGGAGGAUCAGUCUGAGAAAAAGUUCAGAAAGUGUGAGAAAUCAGGAUGUCCAGCCACCUAUCCUGUGUGUUUCGCCAGUGCGUCUGACAGAUGUGCUAAAAACAGCUACACGUCCCGCUGGUAUCAUCUGUCGUGUGGUGAACACUUCUGUAAUGAAUGUUUCGACCACUACUAUAGAAGUCAUAAAGACGGAUACGAGACGUUCUCCUCGUGGAAGAGGGUUUGGACCAGUAAUGGCAAAAGUGAACCCAGUCUCAAAGCCUUCAUGGCAGACCAGCAGUUGCCCUGCUGGGUUCAGUGCACUAAAGCAGACUGUGGGAAAUGGCGUCAGUUGAGUAAAGAGACGCAGCUGACGCCGGCGCUGGCGUCAUCGUACCGCUGUGGCAUGAAACUCAACACCAUUAAAAUUGAAGGAUGUGGCGCGUGUUCUCAGCCGGAGGACGGGCGAGUGGCAGGUGUGACGGACAGCUGGUGGCACUCCAUGUUGAUUCUGCCACCGUUGUUUAAGGACAGUUUGGCCAGUCCGUUUCUCUCAGCGUAUUACCCCGACUGCGUGGGCAUGAGCCCCUCUGCCUCCCCCAACACCCAGCGGUGCACCGCUCAACCUCACAUGUCUGGACUCUCUCCGUGUUUCCAGCCCUUCUACCAGCCCAACGAAUGUGGAAAAGCACUGUGUGUGAGACCCGACAUGAUGGAGCUGGAUGAGUUGUAUGAGUUCCCAGAAUUCUCCAGAGAUCCCACCAUGUAUCUGGCGUUGAGGAACCUGGUUCUGGCAGCCUGGCACAGAGAUUGCAAGGAGGUUUUGACGGCACAGAAAUGUGCUCCUCACGUGAUUGUUCGAGGGCUGGUGCGAGUCCGUUGCGUGCAGGAGCUGGACAGGGUUCUGUGUUUCAUGACCCGGAAAGGUUUGAUCAACACUGGAGCUCUGCAGGCGUCACGGCCUCUUCUGCCUCCCUCACAGCACAACAAGGUGUUGGUGAUCGGUGCAGGGCCCGCGGGUCUCGCAGCAGCUCGACAACUUCGAAACUUUGGCAUGCAGGUGGUGGUUUUAGAGGCCAGGGAGCGAAUCGGUGGAAGAGUUUGGGAUGACGUGUCAAUGGGCAUUCCCGUUGGCCGUGGAGCUCAGAUCCUAAAUGGCUGUGUGAAUAACCCCAUUGCUCUGAUGUGCGAACAGCUGGGCCUGAGGAUGCAUAAGUUGGGUGUGCGCUGUGAGUUGAUUCAGGAGGGAGGUCACAUGACCGAUUCAGCUGUGGACAAGCGCAUGGACUUUCAUUUCAACGCUGUACUGGACGCCGUGUCUGAGUGGAGGAAAGACAAAUCACAGUGUCAGGAUUUACCACUGGGCGAGAAAAUCCAAGAAGUGUACAAGACAUUCCUGCAGGAGUCUGGACUUCACUUCACUGACCUGGAGGAAAAAGUUUUCCAUUUCCAUCUGAGCAACCUGGAGUACGCCUGUGGAAACACACUGGACCAGGUGUCGGCUCGCUCGUGGGAUCAUAACGAAUGUUUCGCUCAGUUUUCGGGUGAUCACACGCUUCUGCCUGGUGGAUACGAGUUUGUACUGCACAAACUUGCUCAGGGACUCGAUAUACGGAUUAAAACUGCGGUUCAGUGUGUGGAAUAUUCUGGAGAGGGAGUGACGCUGACAUGUACCAACGGCUCUCAAUGGACCGCACAGAAGGUUCUGGUGACAGUUCCAUUGGCUCUGCUGCAGAAGAACAUCAUUCAGUUUAACCCCGCCCUGCCCGACAGGAAACUCAAAGCCAUUCACAGUCUGGGAGCUGGGGUUAUAGAGAAAAUUGCCCUGCAGUUCCCUCAUCGCUUCUGGGACAGUAAGAUCCAGGGAGCUGAUUAUUUUGGUCAUGUUCCACCCUGUCCAGAGAGGAGAGGUCUGUUCAGCGUCUUCUAUGAUUUGUGUCCGCAAGGUAAAGAGUGUGUGUUGAUGUCGGUGAUCACAGGAGAAGCUCUGGCACUGGUCAGAGAUCUUCAGGACUCUCAGGUUGUGGAUCUGUGCAUGGACGUCCUCAAAAAACUCUUUCAGGAAGAGGAAGUUCCAGAUCCAGUGAAAUACUUUGUGACCCAUUGGAGCAGAGACCCCUGGUCUCAGAUGUCUUACAGCUUUGUGAAGACAGGGGGCAGCGGGGAGGCAUAUGACAUCAUUGCAGAGGAUGUUCAAGGAAAAGUCUUCUUUGCUGGUGAGGCCACAAACAGACACUUUCCUCAGACUGUGACAGGGGCGUAUCUGAGCGGCGUCCGUGAGGCCAGCAAGAUCACUGCGAUGUAGAACUCCAGAACCCUCUCGCCAUCACACAAAAACUUAAAACUGCAUCUGGCAGCACUUGUUCUUCGAGUCUUUUACUGGCUAGAGUGAUUAUUCUUUUGUUUCACCUCUCACAGUCUCGAGACCCUGUGAACCUUCACAGCUGAUUCAAGACUGAUGUCUGCUGAAUGUUAAAUUAUGAAUUCAAAGAAGUCGAAAAGUCAAAGAGAAUAAAAUCACCGUUUCUACUGUAAAUUGUCUCUUGGACUUCCCAGCAUAUGGACAAUUGAAAUCUUUUCCCUAACCGUUUGUCUUAUUUGUCCCUCUAUGAAAAAGUUAUAAAGUAUUAAAAACUGUAACUUAUUCUUUAUCUUA
This is a messenger RNA of Triplophysa rosa, 2888 nucleotides long. Its product is annotated as lysine-specific histone demethylase 2. The transcript is spliced from 21 exons. Gene Ontology annotation, molecular function: protein binding; zinc ion binding; oxidoreductase activity. Lineage: Eukaryota; Metazoa; Chordata; Actinopteri; Cypriniformes; Nemacheilidae. The record is from RefSeq and is a predicted model, not a curated record. Bases 111 to 2537 code for a protein of 808 amino acids.